Peronospora matthiolae is the source of this 363-nucleotide messenger RNA. Lineage: Eukaryota; Oomycota; Peronosporomycetes; Peronosporales; Peronosporaceae. The record is from the annotation of a GenBank genome assembly.
AUGCAGGGCAUUGUAAGGGACCCUGCCACGCGGCAGACAGGACUUAAUGGAGGUCUCGUGAACUGGUACGAGAAUGGAGACCACUACAUUGGGCCACACGCCGAUGACGAACGUGACAUGAUUGUGUGCUCUCCGAUCGUGGCUUUGUCGCUGGGAGCUACUAGGCGCUUUGUGUUUACAAAGAGGACCUCAAAGAAUGCAUUAAACGAUGACGUGGCUGUAGCGCGAAUGGAGUUGCUGGUUGGAGAUGGCGAUUUGAUGGUCAUGGGUGGCACGGCGCGAAGAACGCACAAACAUGCGGUUCCUAAGACGGCUAGAUGUCGUGAGGCGAGGAUUAGUGUCACGUUGCGCUGCUUCCAGUAG